UCCUUACAAGCUAAGAAGAAAUAUGAUAGGAGCUCCAUAAUUCAAGUCAACGACAUAAAACCGUUCAAAAAAUUACAAAGAACCCACACGAAUUUACUGGUUUUGUUUGCGCAGAGUGGUAGGUCACCGUUCAUAUGCAAAACAGUGAUUGGAUUUUAAUAAAUUUUCAAUGCAACUUGACCCCUUUUCUUUUAGCUUUUGUAUAAUUGGACUUCUCCUGUUUCGAAGUUUUAUGGAGCACUUUUGUUUCCUUUCAUUUCCUUGUUUUCGCUGGAUAAGGUGAUAUUGAUUUAGCUGGCUUUCAGAAGUCAUUUAUAUUUGCACAUUAUUAUUUGAACCCGGCUGGAUGAUAAAAUGCGUUCAAGUCGAUAUCUACAAGAUUUUUGAUAUUUGAUUUAUUAUCAGAUUAUUCAAGAAAGGAGCCUUUAUAAAAAAACAAGUUAAUCUUCAUUAAGAUCUUAAAUCCUUAUUAUUAUGCAUGAACAUUUUAAUUAGGGUUAUUAUCCAGUAACCCUGGAAACUUAAGAAAGAUAAUGGCAUAUGUACCAUAUUCAUUUUGAUUGUUAAUUACAUCAAAUAAAUCAUAUUGCUGGUUUGCACGUGACGUUACGGCAGCUAUGUUGGUGGUCAAGAACAAAAGCAGUUCUCUCCUCUGGGAACUAAACUCUAUUUUCAUGUAAAUUCUUCGAGAAAAAAAUUUAAUUGUUUUGACCCCCAACAUGGCCAUCCUGUCAUGUGGUUGCACACCAAGAAUAUGUAAACUGUACUGAAAUAGAUGCAAAUAUGUGGCUGUGAUCCCUCUUGUUUUACCUGAUCCACCAAAGGGGCUGAGUUUUCAGGUUAGUCAACCUGAAAAUAAUUUAUUAUUAUUGUCUCAUUCAACUUUCAAUAUUUCCACAUUUUCACCAAUUUUUAACUAACUACGAGAGAACGACUGGAGAACUGACAAUUUGACUAACAAUAGACGACCGUUUAAUUGUGACAAUAGACGGAUUGAAACCCACCAAUUACUGAUUGCGAGUCUUCAUAGCCAUUAACAUCACGGCUUAACUGACAGACGACCAAUAACAUCGCAACAUAAUUGACCAAUCAGAUCAAUAACCAGAGUAUAAUACCAUCAACUGACGUGAUACAACUCACUUUGACUCUGAAGAUGACUACCGCACAGGUUGUCGUAACGUCAGUCACCGUCAACAACAACAGUCCUAUUCAUGAACUACGUUCACCCGGACGAUCAAACUCUACCUACUUUUGGAAUUUUUAUUUUCUUUCAAUUUCUUUGUUUGACAAGCAAGUUUAUCUCAAUUAAAUAAAUUUUAAACUAAUUACAUAGUAUGUUUUUCAAUAAUGAUUACUGGACUGACAAACUCAAAAAACCAUUAACACCUGGUAAGUAUUUCUGGAACGUUGAUUGUUUACUGACAAAUACUGGCCAAUGACAUGGAAGUUAAGGACUCACAAAACAGACAACAAAACCACCGCCCAGAGAAGUUAUAGGUGAUUUACAAAAAAGUGUUCUGUGUCUUUAUGCAAGAGUUAACUAUAAAUUUAAGACAAGUGAACUGAAAAAUGUAGAGAAACUGGUGAAGCAAAAAAGUUAUAGAAAGUUGCAGGCAAUUAUUGCCUAAUGUAUAUCUUACAGGUCAAAAUCAUAUUCGGGUUAAAAUUCUUUAACCUGGGGAUGAUUCUUAAUUUUCUUUGUCUCCUAGCCCUAAUUCAUGAUUGAAUAAUAUUUUAUUAGAGCUAGGAGACUUUUUUAGGAAAAAGAAAAACACCCUCCUAGGUUAAAAAUUUUAACCUGAAUAUAAUUUUGACCUGUAACAUAUAUCUUCAUCUUCUAAGAGUAACUUACUUGCUAAAUUAACCAAUCAAAGUGUACAUAAGUUAUUAUUGGGCAUGAGAUAACAGUAAAUCUAUAAAUGAUAUUACUUUUGUACAGUGAAUGAUUCUUAUAAGAACUGCCUGGUAGAAAUGAUUCAAUAAUUUCAACAAUAUUUAUUUCAGAACGUGAUGCUUUAAAAAAGUUUGAUGUUCUAGCAGAAGUUGCAGAAGAAAUGAAGGGCAAAGGAACAAUAGCUCAUGUAAAUUGUGGGUGAGUUGUACGUAUGAGUUGUUGCAUUAAGGGUGUAGCCUGGCAAGAUAGCCUGACAUUUCUCAAUAUAGCCUGAGUGCACUCUCUCUAGGGCUUUGGCGGUGGGGCAGGAAAAGGAAGGAGAGCUUGGAACUACGUCUCUGGAAUUUGAAUCGUGCCUCCAAUUCCCCUGUUGCUCCCUGUUGACUGAGCUGUCAGAUUUCCGCCAAUCAGCACAAAGCGGAAACAAACCCGAAUGCGCACAGGGAAAAAGACGUGAAAGAUCAUCACCAAUGUCAUCUCUGCCAGUCAACAUUUCUCAUGGAGUUGAUGCAGAUAUUCAAAUUCCAGAAACAUAGUUGCAAGCUCUCCUUCCUUUUCCCUCCCCGUUGUAAAGCACGCCAGAGAGCUCGCUCGCAGGCUAUUCUCAAUACUACCACUGGUUUCGCUGCCAAAUGACAUCUGAGGAACAAUAGCACAGUUAUUCCAUACUGAUGAUGUAUCACUACCCAGAACUUGGGCCCUGUUAGGAUAAAAUUCUGACAAGUGACAAGGCCUUGAAACAUCGACUUAAGACUAGAUAAAAAAUGGCAACAAAUGACAUAAAGAUGACAGGGACAUGGCGUUCGCUUCAAACUGCAAAAUAACCGUAUUUGAAAUUCAGUCUGUAGGGAGAUUCUUCAGUCUUAAUCCGCUCAGUCCUAAACCAUUUCUGACAUACAAAUCUGUCGGCUAAAUCCUAUGUUGACUUGUUACCAUUCCAAUAACACAUGUUAAAAGUAGAUUAAUAGAGAAAUUCAUCUUUUCUUAGGGAAAGCAAAGAUGCCAAAAAGUUGUGCAAGAAGCUUAAAGUUCCACCUCAACCAGUCGUGUUAAAACAUUACAAGUGAGUGCAAAUCUAGUUAUGCCAUAAUUUCCUUUUUUUCUCAGUCUGUUCGUGUAAGUCUCUAUAAUAGUUUGCAGAUUUUGCCAGUUUGUCUCUCUGUCAGUUAUGUCAGUACGCUGUACAUUUUUUUUCUUUUUCAGAGAUGGGAACUUCAAUAAAGAUUAUGAUAGGAAAUUUGCAGUAAAGGUGAUUUUUCUUGGCAUCAUUGUGAUGUAUCUGUUACUGAUCAAAUUUGAUUUCAGGUUAAAACUUUUAAACCUAGGUUGAUUCUCAAUUUUUUUGUUUAUAGCCAUAGCUUUAUAGGCAAAAAAGGAAAUUGAUAAUCAACCUAUGUUAAAUCAAAAUUAACCUGAAAUCAAAUUUGAUCUGCAACAUACAUGCAACAAACAUCAAUAUCAAAUAAUAAAGAAAAUGGUGGAUGUCAAAGUUAAUUAAUUAGAGAUUUGAGUUUUGAAUAAUUGAAUAUCAGUAGAUGGUGUUCCUGGGUGCUUGAUUUUAUGUAAAUUUGCUAAUAAAAUAAUAAUUAUUAUUUGUUUCAGUCAAUGAUAAAUUUUUUAAAUGAUCCCCUGGGUGAGAUGCCCUGGGAAGAGGAAGAUGGAACAGAGGAUGUACGGCAUGUCAACACUAACAUGGUUGGUAAAUCAAGGCUGUGCUCUUAGGAAAAUUAAAGAGAACCCAUGUCGUUGCUCUAAACCAGUAGAAUUUUAUGAUUUGUCUGAAAAAACUAACAUUUUCUAGUUGGCUGAGAGCGAGAGUUGAGUGUCUGGGGCCACUGGGUUCUGCUAAAGCACAGCCCUGUAAAUGUGGCCCAUUGAUUGAUGUCUUAGGCUUAAGGCUAGUUACUUUUUAUACCGUAAAUCCUCUAUUAAUCCCCCCGGGGUCUUAAUAGAGAUGGGGGGCUUAAUUAAUUUAGGAAAGGUGAUGGUAUUCGAUCAGUUCUCCAAAAAUAACUAGAAUACAACGCGGAGAAGCUCAAGGACAAGAAGGUUGGAGGUCAUGCAGCCAAGGAUCAGGAUCAAAAUUAAUCUGAACUUCCAGUUGGUAAAUAAACCAUCCCGGAUCAGUCUGCAUGAUGUUUAACAGUUGUGAUUGAUUAAUACAGUCUUAUUUAUUUGUGAAGAAUAAUAAGGGGAGAGGAGGGGAGGGGGGGCGGGCCUACUAAUUCUCUUCCCCUGAAAAGGGGGGUGCUUAUUAGAUGGGGUUGCGGGGGGGGGGGGGCUUAAUAGAGGAUUUACAGUAGUAAUGUACUUUCCCUUAAUUUGGAGAGAACUCCCCAGCUUUAAGAAGGCCAUCACCCAUUAUAAAAAUAUUUGCUUAUCUACAGGAAAUAAAUUUUCUUUCAACUGGUAUUAUGGGGUCUAUUUAAGACAGACAUCUUCCAAAUCCUAUUUUAAAACUAUAGCUAGUUUUAAGUGGCCUCUGCAAAAAAGUGGAUUUUUUCUACCUCCUUUUGACUGGAGCUGAAGUAUCCUCAACAAUGAUGAAAGUGAUCUAAGAUAUAUUUUGGGGAGCCUCUGGGCCAGUACCUAUUUCCACUAACCCAUUGUUAGGAGCAUGGUGCUUGGGUGCAGCAGCAUGUAUUAUACUUUUGCGGUAUAAUUAUAAUAUUUGUUUAUAUUUACUUAUUAUUGGAAAAUAAAUUUACAUGACAGAUACAAAUUGAAACUUAACGGGACUGUUAAGUAGUCGAUGAGGCAACAACUUUGCCUCUCUUUUAAGGUGCAGGCAUCCAUGGUUAGUCAUGCAACUACUUAAGUGACGUGACAGGAGACUGAGCAACACAGGCGCAACAUUGUAGCCCUGGUCCCGGUUAAGGGCCGAGUGCCUUUGGUAAAUCUGGAGGGCGUCCCUAAUCUUUCUUGUUACAAGAUUCUUUUGCCUCAUCAAGAUCCUUGCACUAGCUAUCCAGUGAGAACUUGUGGCCAGUAGCCUUGUUGUGUUCUUGGAUGGCUGAACUGAUGGUGUACCUUCCAUCUGUGUGCUCACAGAACUGGAAGUGAACACCAAAAGUCCUGGCUGUCUCUCCCACAUAUUCUUUCCAACCAGGGGCAUAGCUAGCUUUUUGACUACUUGUAGGCAUGGAUGACUUUCAUUUCCACGUAUAUCCUCAAAAUUGCACGCAUGACUAGUACACACUGACCUCACCAACACUUUGAGCUCUUAAGCUUUUUAGCGCAACCCGACAACACAUAAUUUAUUACAAGUGGUAGAGGGAUCAAACUAAAAAGAUUGUAGGCCUGGACCUACAGGUCUAUGGGCUGGCCAUGGCCCCUGCUUUCCCACACUUAUUGUGUUUCAGACAGCUACAAAGAGUAUUCAAACAACACAGUGUGCAUUCUUACAGCAAGACCUUCAUCAAAGUUUUGAAAGACAAGCAGUAACCUCAACUCAACUCAACACUGUUACGAACAUAUCUAAUGUUGAGCCCCUUCCAAUGAUGCUUCGUAUUACGUUUACCAUGCACCCUCUAACAAUCAUGCUCUAUAGCAGCAGCUAUAUCUAGUAGCCCUUAGGGAUAAGUCCACUAGCACAGAAAAAUCAUAGGGUGUAGUUUACAGUUAAAGGUCCUUCUUAAGUUUAACUUUGCUUCUGUGAUGUAAACUUAUUUUUCUAACUAUAUCCAGAAAACAAAACUUCCAUGCACUAAUUUGUUGUUGUUGUAUAAUGAUAAGGAAAAUAAGCCUUGAUAUUAUGGUCUGUGUACUUUCAACAGGACUUUGAAAAGCUGACAAGAAAAGAGAAGAGACCUGUAAUGGUUAUGUUUUAUGCCCCAUGUAAGUAA
This is a messenger RNA of Porites evermanni, 5739 nucleotides long. NCBI's taxonomy places the organism in Eukaryota, Metazoa, Cnidaria, Anthozoa, Scleractinia, Poritidae. The record is from the annotation of a GenBank genome assembly.